Messenger RNA from Planococcus citri (citrus mealybug), 1147 nucleotides. RefSeq names its product lysophospholipase-like protein 1. Gene Ontology annotation, biological process: protein depalmitoylation. The coding region runs from base 188 to 1039 and encodes 283 amino acids. Lineage: Eukaryota; Metazoa; Arthropoda; Insecta; Hemiptera; Pseudococcidae. The transcript is spliced from 6 exons. Gene Ontology annotation, molecular function: carboxylic ester hydrolase activity; palmitoyl-(protein) hydrolase activity. Gene Ontology annotation, cellular component: cytoplasm. The record is from RefSeq and is a predicted model, not a curated record.
AAAAAAUUAUACAAAUAUAGAGUAGUUUUUAUCUCGGAAUUAAAUACACGAGCAAAAUGUUAAAGCAGUUAUUCAGUUAAGAAAAGGUGAGAAAAUUCAUUUGAAAAAUUAAAAAUCGCUGUAUUUUAUUAGAAAAAUACGAUUUUUUUGGUGACAAUAGAAUACAUAUUUUUUUCAAACUGCGAACAUGAGAAUUUGGAUCAAUUUUUUAUUGGUUUUUCACCUAUCCAUGGUGAGCUUCGGUGCAAAGCAGACUACCCUAAAGAAGCAGACUACCCUGAAAAAGAAGACCACCUACGACCCAACUAAAUUCCAGGUCACCUACGAUCCAAUUAAAGAAGUAAUUUUGCCAUCAGGCGAUCAACACAACGCGACUGUGUUUUUCUUACAUGGACAAGGCAGAUCGGGCUUUUCACAAAGAAAUUAUAUUAUGAACGUUACACGAGAUGGACAGACGGUAGUUUUACCCAAUUUCAAAUUCAUAUUUCCUAGUGCUCCGAAGAGACGUUUUACCCUUCAUAAUCGCAGCAUGGAACGAAUAUGGUAUGACAUAGAUUACAUUGGCCGUAAUCAGACAGAAGACUUGACAACAAUGGAGAAAUCAAUUCAAGGUUUACUCAAACUUAUCCGCCAAGAAAUCAACCAAACAGGACUUUCCUGGAAUCGUAUAGCAAUAGGUGGCUAUGGAAUGGGAGGAAAAAUGGCUCUGCAUAUGGGCUACCGAGUUCUGGUUGAAAUCGGAGCGAUCUUUUCUUUAAAUGGAUUUUUACCCGAAAAUUCAACAGUUUUUACUGCGAUUGAAAAAACACUCAGCGAUGGAGAUAGAUUACCAGAGUUAUUUUAUGGUAAAACCGAACUACUAGAAAAUAAAGACGACGAGGAUCACGAAUGGCAUGAGAAAACAUAUCACGAGCUAGAAGCAAUGGGUGUAAAAGGCAAGUAUUCGGUUGCAAAUCAGGGAGGAGAGACGAAAAGCGAUUCAGUGAUGGACGAUUUGUGGAACUGGUUGAAUUGUACAUUGCUUGGUAACUCAAAAUAAAAAAUUUCAAGUUGGAAAUCAUUUUUGACAAAAAAGGUACCAUUUUUUCUGAAUUCAGAAACUCGUUCUGAAUCAUUCAAGAAACAUGAGUUCAGGUUCUGAGAGAUG